This is a messenger RNA of Spea bombifrons (plains spadefoot toad), 2356 nucleotides long. It is a transcript of the gene CKAP2, whose product is annotated as cytoskeleton associated protein 2. Gene Ontology annotation, biological process: negative regulation of microtubule depolymerization. The record is from RefSeq and is a predicted model, not a curated record. The transcript is spliced from 9 exons. Bases 217 to 2184 code for a protein of 655 amino acids. NCBI's taxonomy places the organism in Eukaryota, Metazoa, Chordata, Amphibia, Anura, Pelobatidae. Gene Ontology annotation, cellular component: microtubule cytoskeleton.
CAAAUGAUUCGGUCGCAAACAAUAACACGCGUCCUCGGAUAGUUUCCUCAUCACCUGACCAAUCGCUGCCGAGCAAACCACUGAGCUGCAUGGUGAUUGCUGAGUCUUUCAGCCGCUGUCCAAUCAAACGAGUCGUGCAAGAGGAACGAGGGGCUAGGCUACAGCGCGACAUUCAAAUCUGGGGAAACUAGAGGAUACCGUGCGGGAAGAGCGGACAUGGCGACUGUGGUGCAGCCGCUGACAGCCAGCAUGAGACUGCAGCCUCAAUACAAAGAACAACGAAGAAAAAAAGUAGAGGAAUAUUUAUCCAAAAAAAUGUCUACUUCGAAACCUACUCAGCAGAUCCUGAAACCUGAAGUUAGGUCACCUUUAAUACAGAGAGAUAAUCAGACUCAUGGAAGGAGAACAGAAAUUGUUAAACCCACUGUGCAAAAAUUUGUUAAUAAAGAAAACCUUGAGACGCGCUCUUUUGCUGAUGCAAAAAAUGAUUCUGAAAAAGACACACAUCAUUCAAAUUCAGCUGCCUUGGCAAAGAAAAAUGAAAGCCAGACUUUAACUUUUAGCCAAUCUUUCUUAAAAACCAAAAGUCUAAAAGAAAAACAGCUUAAGGAUGUAAAGUUAAAAGUGGAGACAGUGAAAGGCGUCCCAGAGAAGCCGGUUAAGCCGGCACUCGGGAUCUAUCGCGGAAAAAUCAUUCAAUCCAAGAUUAACUCCUUUAGGGCGACUUCUGUAAGUACAGACAGCAAAACUCCAGCAGUGACGGCACAGACAACUGCAGCGACCAAAUUAAAAACAUCCACCAUUACUGUAAAACAAAUGCCGAAGCCAGCUCCUGCCGCCACUGAGCAAAGAAAGACUGCGGCAAAGAUUGGGCCUCAAAUCAGACCUUCAACUAGUGUUGGCAUCACAAACAAGAAGGACACAGCGACUGCUAACAGACCCGCAAGUUCCUUCAUGGAGAGAAAGUCAAUGGGCAAGACGCUGUCACAGAGACCAGUUCCUGAUAAGGCUCCAAAGACUGUAACUUUAGGCAAACAACCUGAGGACUUAAAAAAGGGGAAAAUCCAAGUGGGUCUGGUGAAGCCCAUGCUCCGACCUCAGCAAGACAAGUCCGCUCAACCUGUGGCUGCUGGAAAUAAAUACAAGAGGCCUACAGAAUCUGUAGAGGAAAGGAAGGCCCGCUUGGCGGAGUGGAGAGCGGCAAAGGGAAAGGUGAUGAAAAGGCCUCCCGUAGCAGUAGUGAUCUCUACUGCAAACAAAGUAGGGAAAGAAGAACCAGAUGUUAAAAGUGAACCUGAUCCCCCGAAAGAGAACCCAGAAACUCGCCAAUUCUUCUGGGCCGCCAUGGCAGAAGAAGAUGAGCAGGAGGUGUUCACACAGAAGGUCACACAGAUAUUUGGAGACUGCCUAAAGUUAAUUGAUGAGGGCAUCCCAAAGGAUGAUGUUCUUGCCAUAUUGGAGAAACAUAUCGAGAGUAUUCCAGAAGCCAAAAAGUUUUCCAAAUUCUGGGUCUGUCUUGCGCACCUGGAGAAACGUGAGGGGCAACUAGAAAAAGUUAUUGCAAUUUGUGAGGAAGCUGCAGCAGCUGGAGCACAGCCCUUGGAUGAGCUGCGGAGUAUUCUUGCAGAUGCUUUGGAAAAUCUGAAGGCUGUUUCAUCUGAUUCUAGGGAAGAAGUCAAGCAUGAAGCCCAGCAUAAUGCAGAAGUCACAAAAUUGGAGGACAAUGAGGUUAAAUCAGAGCCUGUUGACGAGGAAGGAGAUGCUGUUAAGGGAAAGAGGAGCAGGAGGAGGAAAACAGGGAAAAAAGUUACAAUAUCAGAAGAAACCCAGACUAUAGAGGACGAGGAAAAGCCUGUUGCUGAGCUCCUGACACCAGAAAACCGAGAUGAUGCAACCGUGAUAAGAUUCAAUGUGCGAUCGACCCCAAACUUACAGAAAAUGAAGACAAAAAUUCAUAUGAAUGAAUGUAGUUCUACCUUCACGGAUUUUAAGUUCAUAACCCCGGUGAGGCGUUCCCAGCGCCUGGAGCUGAAGUCCCAUAAUCUGCCGGAUAUGCUGAAAGACCACGACCCUUGUGUUUCUGGAAUUGCUCAGCUGGAAGACUUGGACUCGUGUCCUAGUGCAUAUAUUUUCAGGAAAAACCACGCUCUCGAUGAUGUCACGGUGAAAAACGUUCCAAAAUGAGCCUAGAUCCAAUGCACGGUAGCACGUAUACGGUUGCUUGCUUGCUGCUGCCAAUAACAUUUGUUACUGUUUGCAGGAAUCCUAUUGCUCUGCAGGGCUCUAUGUAUACGAAAUGGCAAUGGCCAAUACUUUAUAAAAUUUCUUUUGUUUUUAUAAAAAAAAAAGCAUCCCU